This is a messenger RNA of Rhipicephalus sanguineus (brown dog tick), 2496 nucleotides long. RefSeq names its product paired amphipathic helix protein Sin3a. Gene Ontology annotation, biological process: negative regulation of transcription by RNA polymerase II. NCBI's taxonomy places the organism in Eukaryota, Metazoa, Arthropoda, Arachnida, Ixodida, Ixodidae. Gene Ontology annotation, molecular function: transcription corepressor activity. Gene Ontology annotation, cellular component: chromatin. The record is from RefSeq and is a predicted model, not a curated record.
AUGCCUAAAGACCAACCCAUUCCACCCAACACUGCCCUUCUGACUGCAUAUUUCAUACUCUCUUACAGAGCUCAUGCCGCCUUUCGGAAGUUCAAGUGUUCUCUCCACUGUGGACUCGGGCACAAGGAUCAUGGUAGAUGGAUAGAGCCCGUACCCAACAUAGUCGGCCAGCAAGAACGCAUCUCAGGCAAUCCAUCCAUGGAAAUCGAUAGCUCGUCCUGUAAACGUCUCGGUGUCAGCUACAGAGCACUGCCAACAAAUGUUGAACUGCCAAAGUGCAGUGGCCGGACACCGCUUUGUAAAGAAGUCUUGAACGACACUUGGGUCUUGUCUCCGUUGUGGCACAAAGAUUCCACAGUUGUAAACUCACGGAAGACCCGCUACGAAAAAUCCAUUUACUGCUGUGAAGCGGAGCGUUCUGAGUGGGAUGUCUUAGUCGAGGCCAACAAGUCGACAAUCCUUAUUCUAGAGGCAGUACAGACGAAGCUGCAGGGUAUGGGCGCCAAGGAACGGCAGCGCUUCCAGCUGGGUGACAACCUUGGAGGCUCAUCGAAUGUGCUACAGCAGCAGGCCAUCCGGCGCAUCUACGGUGACGAAGCUGCUGACAUCAUCGAGCGCCUCAAGCGCGACCCCGUCGUCGCUGUUCCCCUCGUACUGCGCAGGCUCAAAGCGAAGGAGGAAGAGUGGCGUGAGAGACAGAAGGGCCUCAAUAAAAUCUGGGGAGAGCAAAUGAAGAAGUACUACCUCAAGUCGCUGGAUCACCAGGGCGCCACGUUUAAGCUGAACGACGUCAAGUUUCUGAGUUACAAGAGCCUCAUGAACGAGAUUAAGGACAUUUAUGGAAAGCGCCGGGAACAAAUUAAAGGCGGCACUGACGAAGUUUCGGCGGGCCCCCACAUGAGUUUGGCCUACCUGGACCCGUUUAUUCUUGAGGAUGCGGCCAACCUGAUCCUCCAUCACGCCAAACAGCAGACAGGCUUAAACAAAGAGAGGCAGAAGAUCAGACAGCUGUUGCAUCGGUUCAUCCCAGACCUGUUCUGUCUGCCACGCGGCGAGCUCUCUGACGAUGAGGUCGACAAGGAUGACAUGCAGACCAAGGAUGGUGAGAGCCAGCCACUUAACUCGACGCCCAAUCGUUGGUCUGAUGAUGCCUUCCCUAAGGAUGGUGACAAAGGUGCACUUCCGACAGCCUCGGGUGAUUGCACCGGCAGCACCGACGGCAGCUCGAAACGGAGUGCGCUGCAGAUGCAGAAUCUUUAUACGGAUGACUCGUAUGCAGUGUUCUUUGUCAACGAUAACUGGUAUCUGUUCUUUCGGCUGCACCAUCUGCUGUGCGAGCGUCUCACGAAAAUCUACAGGCUCUCGAAGGACUUGGCUGCGGAGGAGGCAAAGGAGCGCAAGGGCCGAAAGGAAUCCGCGGCCGUGGCACUGCGGCUGAAGCCUACAAGCGAGGUUGAAGUGGAAGACUACUACCGGGUGUUUUUGGGCAUGGUGAAGAGUCUGUUGGACGGUAACAUAAACGGCAAGCAGUACGAACACGCCCUUCGGGAGAUGUUUGGAAUCUAUGCCUACACCGUGUUCACACUGGACAAGGUAGUGCAGAGUGUGGUGCGCCAGCUGCAGCACAUUGUGUUCCACGAGGCGUGCCAGCGCUGCACCGAGCUCUUUGCGGAGGAGCUGCGGGCCGGAGGCGCAGGGGGCGCAUGUGCCACAGCCGCACACCGUACGCACCUCGAGUCCGGCUACCAGAAGAAAGCCGAGCAAGCCUUGGCCGAAGACACAUGCUUCAAAAUUGUGAUUUAUCAGAAGGAGAGCAAGCUUACGAUAGAGUUGAUUCAUACGAAGAGUGACAGAGAGUGAGAGAAAUUGUCAGAGUUCGUCGACAAAUACUUGGCUGGUGUUUCCAUGUAGGAUAACUUGGGAGACAGGGUGACAAGAAAGCCAGCCUUCCUGCCUCACAACGUACUAGGCCGCCUGCAGCAAGCAAAGAAGCAAGAGGGCGAAGCCAAAAAGUUGGCUUCUAGCGCUAACGGCGAUGUCAACAAUAAAAAUUGCAACAGUGCUUGCACCAAUGAUGAGAGCACCAACGACGAGGUUCCUUUCGGCAUACAGGUGGCAAUGCACUGGGGGUCAUCUGUAAUUGCUGGUGCGGGCAAAAUUGACUUGAUGGCGAACAGUCAGUGCAAGUUUAACCUCAAUUCGUAUAAAAUGGUGUUUGUUGCCAGAAGCUCAAGUUACACCUACAACUGGCGGGCGUUGUGUCGAGACCAGCUGUCUCAUCGAAAAGUGUUUCAGCGGAUGCGUCAUAACUUCAACAAGUGACAUUAGGGCUGGCUGGAUAAGAAUCUGGACAUAGAGCGGUGCAGGUUAUGUGAGGACUGGCUGUCGGGUCUCGGCUGCGUAUGUAGUUGAACAAAAUGCAUCCAACCUCCAGACUGCUCACGGCUGUCCUACCGCCCGUUCCGACGCUUCCGAAGUUCGCCCUCUCUCCACUAG